GCAUCUGUGUGUAUAGAAUCUCUUCAUAACAAUUAUGUCCAUGAUGAGUGUCUUUAUUGGUUGGAAUAUCUCAAGUCAAGGUUAAGAGAGAAAAAGGAAGAUAAGAGAAGUCUGACAGGAUACAAWUCCAAUAGAGGCAUAGAAUUUAAACUUCCCGUAAAAGUUGACGUGGAAAUGAUAGACUGUUCAACUUGUCUGUUUCUUAACCAUGAGAGAGCUGACCAACCAUUAUGUCGUGCUGUGCUGGCGUCAUGUGUUGUCAAUAUAGACAUUCCCAGAAUGGGUGUAGAUACAGAUAAUGCAUCUCACAGAAUAAGAAUGGAGACUCGUCUAGAGAAUGCAUAUAUUUACUUUGAUGCUUUGAAGACACUACCAGAGUCAUUUGACAGUAUAGACACCACGUCAUACACUCUACCAGAUAAUCCCUCACUCCUUCCCAAUACAAAUAACCAUGUUUGGGGAAGAACACUGGCUAUGGGAACCUUUGCACUACAGUGUGAUGUAGAGAUGCCUGCAUUGGAUAAUAAACCAAUGAAUGUCAGGAUGAAAGCAGAGGCCAGUUGUCUUUCUGUAGAAUGGUCUCAUCAAGUAUGCACAGCAAUACUUCACCUUUCCAAACAGUUUACCACAACUACAGCCAUGGCAACAACUAGUAACAUCAAUGAUGAAACACCUAACAGGAAAAAAAUUUGUAURGAUACAGAAAUCAGAUUACGUGGAGUAAACAUCUUUUAUCUUGGMACUCGUGAAAGUGGYGUUGACUCAUUUGUGUACAGGACUGACAUGGUAGUAGUAACAAUACCAGUCACUGAACCAGCUUCACUGGAAGCAUUUGGACUAAACAUUUCUAGAAUGGUUGGACUGAAAAGGGCUCCUUACAAAUGUCAUCUGUCAAGAGAUAUCAKUGACCCUUGUCUGUCAGUCCCUGUUAUUACUGCAUCACUAACCAAAGACAAGAUAAUUUCAUGUAGUGUUAAUGACACAUUGGUCAAUUGGGAUCCCACAUUACAUAUGGCACUCAAUGAUAGAAUCCAGGAAAUCACACAAGAUAUUGCAAGUGUUAAAGGAAUUUUUAUGAGGAAAAUAGAAUCAGAAGAGAGARAGGCUCAAAAAACAAAUUCAACAGUAAUGACACRUAUCAAGUGUGAAAUCUCAGCAUUCAAACUGGAUGUGAAGACCUCAUCAUCAACAAGAUUUGGCRUUCAGUUUGCUAAGUCCAACAUCAACCUACAGGCUAAUGAUCUCAGUGUUGUUAUAGAAACAGCAGCUGUACUUUUUGAUAAUAACAACACWUUUUCAUUUGAGAAUGUCAAACUUCAGAGAUCUUCACAAAUGSAAGAAGUGCAGAAUGUGAGGAAGGAGUUUGUCAACCUUACAACAACCAGCAACAUAACAUGGAUUAUUUCAGCACAAGAGACCCRUGUAUGUUUUCCACAUCAGUUUGACUUUGCAUCAUCAAGAAGUGAGCUUGUUAAUAUUGCRAAGAUGUUAAAAACACUACACAGAAAACCACAUGACUCAUCUGACACUGGAUCUCUUCCACCUGAUUUAUGGCUKCGUUUUGGUAAAAUUAUCUUUGAAAUUGAAGAUGACCCAUUUGAAGUCAAGCUUGGUGUUAACUAUACAUUAUUGUUAGAUGAAGCCAAACAUUGGAGYGACAGGAUGGAGACUUUGCAAAACAGACUUAAAACAAUACGAAUGACUCCUGGAAACUCACUGACAGUUCAAAAGGAAAUAAUGUUGCAUAAGAAACUACUGGAGAAAAAUGCAGAACUUUACAUUCAGCGGUCCAAGGCAUUUUACCAUGAAUUCCCUAUGAGAACCAGUCUGUUAAMGUGGGAGAUUGAAGGGUUGGAUUUAAUGGUUCUUGCUGAUGAAUCAUACCAUGGCAAACAUAARGCAGUUGAGACAAUGAUGACACUCAAUACAGAAAGUACUUUUCCAGGGUCUGACAUGGAUUUCAGCACACUUUGGUGUCGCACUGUCAAAGGAACAUURGCAUCUCAUUGUGUUAAACUAAGAGACUAUCCCCAGUCAAUAUUCACUUCUAAGAAAGUUAGAUUAAGUGGUACUUUCCUUGCUGCUGAGCAAGCUGCUAGAGACAUUGCUAAGUAUGACUCAAAAAUAGUUGUUGACAAGCCAUGGAAUGACGUGGUUGUGCAGCGCAGUUUGACAGUUUUAAAGUAUUAUUACGACUUGGACUUUGAUGUUGAUACUUUGGAGUUGGCUUGGGGUGUAGACACUGAACCUGCACUUGCAAUGGUUUCCUUAGCUUUUGAUCAUCUGAGUAAACCCAGCAAAGACCCAAGCAAACCAUUGCCAUUUUACGACAAGAUCCGCYUAUUGCUACAUGGACGAUUACAUAUGGACAUUAAACARUGGCUGAUGUUCUUCAGUGCAGCUAGAAAUCCCUAUGAAAGAACAGAGCGUAUGGAAGUUGACUGGAGUAAUGUCGAUCUUCUGUGGACUAAUGGUCAUAUAGAGAUUGUUGGUGAUUUUGAUUUACAAACGCGUACAGCAUCACGGUAUGAUGACCGUCAGGUGUUGCACUUACCAGUAUUUAAAGUAUGUGCMGACAUGAAGUGGAAUUGUACAGGGAAUGCUAACGAUCACUUUAGUGUGAUGCCUUUUGCUCCUUCCAAGCUGCCUGAACUGGCUCCCAACCAAAUCCACGAUACCUAUGCAGCAUUUCGAUCACAAAGUUUGUCGUUACAUAUUUCUCUUGAAACUGCUAUUGAUAGAACCAAGUAUAACAACCAAGGUCCACCAAAUCUUUGUCUGUAUGCGAGUACCUUCAGAUGGUUCAAGAAAUACCAGGAGGUUGUCYUGAGGUACACAUCAAGACCGAUUAAACGUGGCAAGUAUUUCAAGAGAAUUCCUGUCAAGAAGAAGGCUCUWGGUCGACAUUACAAGGAAGUAAGCUUAUCUCUAAAGUUUCCUGAGCUGUCUGUUUGGUACUGGGGAUCCUUUUCACAACAACGUGGCUUUGAGGUGAAGUGYGGUCUUGGCUCAUUACAGACUCAGUACCGUCUUGCAUUGCGGCCCUUUGAUGGAGAUCUGACUCGACGACCUGCAGCUGAUUGGACAGCUACGAAACUACAUGUCCAAAUAAGGCAAAUCACGUGUCAUUUGUAUGGGGUGGAGCAGGCUGAUGGACAAGUGGAAGGUGAUGAAACUGAAGACGUGAGUUCAAUUGAUCUGGAGCCGACCAAGUAUUAUUUCCUAACCACAGAAAGUCUAGAGUACUAUCGUCAAGAUUCCAGUAAACCGCCAGGCCAAUCUGRUGACGGCGAUGAACCAGAUUCACAGAGCUUUAACCAUCAACUAGUUUGUCACGGCUCAAAAGGUGUCUGGACUCUCACCAACAGAAGAAUUAUCUUUGGUUUGUUUGAAGCUUACACCAACGCUGAGGUAUUGAAGAAGAACCUAUCAGCCGAUGCACUCAAGAUAACUAUUGUUGAAAAGAAGCAGAAAACCUCACCUGUAUCCCCAGAUGUAUCUACAAUGAARCCUCGUUCAAUGUCGCUUUUACAGAAGCUGGUAAGCGAAAAGGACUCCAAAUUCACCGUCUUCACGGAAGAGGGGACUGGUACAGUGGAACCAUCCGAGACUGCAUUACAGGGUGUGGCUCUGUGUUCUAUAGAUGAUGUUAUAUCUCACACAUGGCACAUAAAGUUGGUCAAUUCUCAAAUUCUACUGCAAGGRACAGAGACGAAGGGUGGUGUGCUUGUUACAGCUGGGAACACUACUGUACUUAACCGCUUACAUCGACCUGUAUGGAGUAAAACAGAACUGUUAAACAAGAAGACUUGGGUAGGAAAGCUUGAGAACCUACAGUAUUUUGCAACUGUAAGUCCKGAAGACAGCGUCAACCUCAACAACAUUCCCUGGCUUGAUAUCUCGGUUAUAACUGGCCGACAGGCACAGGAGAAGACUGGUUUCGACAUAGCGGACUUAGCUAAUAUCGUAGGGUCAGGGGAAGCGGUWGGUGGUGUAGUCACUGCUAUUGUUGGUGGAGCUACCGCUGGGCAAGAUGUUCCACAACUGCARCGAAUUGUCGCUCGUUGUGGMUGUGAAUUCUACUUUGUGAAUUUYAGCUCGGAAUUGGACCCUUUGGCUGAGAGCAUGACACCUAAUUUGGUGCCSCAGUCUCCAGCAUCAAGUAAUCAUUUGCGUGUCAAUAGACUUCCAACAGUAGAUACCUAUACAAUAAGACACAAGUUACUGGAAAUAUCAACCAACUCGUCCCAGUAUCUGAUGCUGAUUGACAUUGUCAAUAACGUGGUCUUGUAYACAGAACCAAAGAAGAAGGAGGCAAUAGAGAGACUGCAGAAAAUGACUUUUCGUUUGCAGUUGUCGGCAAUCGAAGAUCAACGGGGACAAAUCUUGAAGCAGCAAAAUAUUGUUAGGUCCCAUCAAGGAGAAAUGAAAAYCUUACAACGAGAUCUUUAUGAACUUAACUUAAUGCGUAAACAAGCCUUGGACAACCAAGAGCUAAUUGAGGCCAUGGUUGAACUUGAACGGAACAUUUCAAACAAGAAAGAGUUACUAAACUCUGGUAGUACAGAACUUAAACUACUGAUCAGUGCUUACAAAGAUUUCCAGAUGAAUUUAAGUACACCAACACCUGAGAAAGCUCCCUCAGCUCGUGCUGAUCCCACUAAACUGGCCGAGGYUCACUUUAACCACGUGUCAUGGCAACUGAAUCAAGCAGACGGACAGCUCGAGAUAGCAGACGUUACCUUUAGGAACUUUAGUUACAGUAAAACUACUCUCACUGAUGCUACCAUUGAACACAGAUUUGAAAUUCCAAAGUUUAACGUUAGAAAUCUUCUACCAAACAGUAUUUAUAAGGAUGUACUGAUGCAGAACUCUGUCAGUGGUCAAGGUCAAAAAGACAGAUCUGUAAUGGUUCGCUUGUACUGUCGGGUAAAGCCACCAGUUGCAGGAAUUGGUAUCAAGGAACAUCUCGAGGUCAACGUUUGUCCUCUAUCAGUAGGUCUGACACAUCGAUUGUUUAGUAAAAUCAUGGUAUUUUUCUUCCCGCAACGUGCUCACGAGUACGAGUCUGACGUCACUGACGUGGAUCUUUUUUAUAAAGGAGGUGCUGAUCAAGAUGAGAAGGAUUUUGGAGAUGAUGAUCUUUUCACRGCAGACGACCUUGAGGAUGUCCAGUUAAAGACAACGAAUCUAAAGCGUUGCCCUAGUACAGCCUCUUCGAUCUCAUCAUCGUCGGAUACCUCAGUGGACUCAUCCAAGGGUAAAAAGAGCUUAUUGACGUCUCAUACUGAUGCUUCUCCAUCCUCUCCUGGUGCAAAAGACAAGGGCAAAAAGAAAAGCACGUUUUACAGACCUCUAGAGGAACACGACGACUUGGAGAAGAUGAAAGAACGAGCCUCUAAGAAUCACUCGUUCAUCUACGUGAAAGUUACAGAAGUCUUGCUCUGUGUCAGUUACAAGGGUGAGAAGGAGAAGAAUAUUGUCGAUGUGCGCAAUUUCAACCUAACCCUCCCUACCCUGGAGUACCACAAUCGUACGUGGACAUGGCACGAUCUAUUGAUAGCAAUGAAAAAGGACUGCAUUAAUGUAUUAGUAUCGCAGAUCAUCAAGGAGAAACUUCACUUGAAAGGAGCUCAUGGCAUGGAAGGCAAAGAUGCCAAAUCCCAACCAAGGUCUUCUUCAGCCAGACGGUGCCGGUCCAGAACCUGUGAAUCUUGAAGGUGAAGUCUACCAACAGAGAAGCGACGAAGAGCAAGAACCAGAGGAACUACCAGAAGAAACGCAAUGACAUCGUCUAAGAAUAAAACUAUGGCAUGCCUUUGUACAAAGGAAGCUUAAUGAUAUAAGAAUUAUGAUAAUGCAUAUAUUGAUAUUUCARUGAAUUUAGCGAUUAAUCAAUUGAACAGUUUUCAGAAAAUUUACAAGAGAAGUUUUAGGAAAAAAAGAGCUCUAUUCUGCARCACGUGAAAACAUGUAUAAUAUUUCUAUUUAUCUGGAUAUUGUUUUAACAACGAUGAAAGGGACUGGGAUCGACUCUUGUAGGUGUGGUCAUAGUUACUUACUAUGGUGGAUGGAAAAUGUGGACAAAAGUCUUUAACAGAAAACUGAGCUAAAACUGACAACUAAAAGGGAUUUUUACUUGUAGAGGAUUUUUUGUCCAUCUUUGUAAUGACAAUAUUAAGAAAUACGCUUCAUAAUUCAAAUGAGAAUUAAUUAAAUUUGAAUGGAUAUAAUGUCGAAAAA
This is a messenger RNA of Exaiptasia diaphana, 6243 nucleotides long. RefSeq names its product protein KIAA0100. NCBI's taxonomy places the organism in Eukaryota, Metazoa, Cnidaria, Anthozoa, Actiniaria, Aiptasiidae. The record is from RefSeq and is a predicted model, not a curated record.